AUGAAGGCCCAGACUCUCACGGUGAUGUUGCUGCUGGCAGCUUUAGUAAAUAAAGGUGCGGCCAUUUGGUGCUACCGCUGUACAUCAGCCACGCCCGGAUGCGGGGAGACGUUUAACUGGCGGGGCAUAGGAUUCCUGGGCGAGCAGUGCCCCGAACCGGAUGACAUCUGCGUCAAAGUGACUGAGCGAAGAGGGGCUCGGGAGACCAUCACCCGCGAGUGCCUGAGCGCCCUGAACUUCCGCCGCGACAUUCCCGCCGACAAGUACGAGGGUUGCCGUCCAGCCGCUAAGGAUGUGCUACUGGCGAACUACGUAAACCACACCAUCAAGGAGCAUGACGUCAAGAGGGACUACUUCACGGACACCACGUUCUGCUUCUGCUUCCUAGACCACCGCUGCAACGGUGCCAGCGGGAUGCAAAUAUCUGCAGUUCUGGGACUUAUUGCAGUAGCAUCCGCACUCCUCCGCUAAAAACAUCAGACACGCAUUCCAAACAGUGCCUUAGAAACACACCAAUGACGCUAGAAUCUCGUCUAACAUUCCGUCCGCACUAUUUGUACAAUUUUUUCGUACCGUUUACACUUUUAAGACUCUUGUGUUUACUCAACUAAUUAAAUACAUUUUACAAUA
Drosophila bipectinata is the source of this 630-nucleotide messenger RNA. RefSeq names its product QVR superfamily protein crim (gene crim). Lineage: Eukaryota; Metazoa; Arthropoda; Insecta; Diptera; Drosophilidae. The record is from RefSeq and is a predicted model, not a curated record. Gene Ontology annotation, biological process: sleep; positive regulation of voltage-gated potassium channel activity; regulation of synaptic transmission, cholinergic.